This is a messenger RNA of Salmo salar (Atlantic salmon), 2257 nucleotides long. Its product is annotated as putative monooxygenase p33MONOX. The record is from RefSeq and is a predicted model, not a curated record. Lineage: Eukaryota; Metazoa; Chordata; Actinopteri; Salmoniformes; Salmonidae. Gene Ontology annotation, cellular component: cytoplasm.
CACAUGCGUCGAAUACAGCAUACUUCGAUUUUACGGUCCACUUUGCUGGUUAUGUUGUCGCGAGACUACACAAAACCACGUACCAUCACUGUGCGGAAUUUCCUUUAUUCUUCACAUAGGGAACUGGAUAUCAUGGCCGAGAUGUGUCUUUGGUGUUCUGUAACCUUUCCCAUUGACAUUGUAAGGUUACGGCUGUCUGCAUCUUUAACGUGUCUGUUGUAAGCGGCGUGGGGCCUUUUUAUCUGGUCCAGUCCAAUCUUUUGUCAGGUUGGAUUCAUCUGAACACUACCUCAUUGUCAGCCAUAAGAGUCAGCCUUCUGAAACAAUGUCCAGGUCAGGAGAUAUACCAGCCCUGGAGUCUGGGACCUCAGAGGGGCUCCUGGGAGGCAUGUCUCUACCUGUUGGCAUGACCCGCCGUGCCUUGAGCUAUGAUGACAACAUGGAGGCACCCAUGUCGCCGCCUCCCUCUGAUAUCAACAUCAACAACCUGUGGGCGAAGAGGCCCGUCGUCCCACCCAGGAGGUUUCGUCACCAGGCUGAGGAGGAUGAAUCUGGAAUUACCCUAACCCACGCUGCGACUUUUGACCCUGGCCACAGGCCAAAUAUGCCUGUCGUGGUGAAGGCCAAAGCCUCCUCCGUCAUCAUCAACUCUCUGAUGACCAAGCAAACCCAGGACAGCAUGUACAGGUUUGAGCAGCAGGCUGGGCUGAGAGACACUGGGUACACCCCCCAUAAGGGCCUCACUGCUGAGGAGACCCGCCACCACCACCGCAUGCCUGAGUCAUUCCAAAAAAUGAACAUUCCAAGUGUGGAUAUGGGAGCUGGACAUGAGGACAAGCAAACAUCAUCUGCUCAGUCCACCCCUAAUAGCACUCCUCAGAGCUCACCGAAACAGAACCGCAGGGGCUGGUUAUCCAGCCAGAGCUCGACAGCAUCUGUCAGUAGCUCUGACCUCAGUACCAGCUCUAACACCAGUGUGGAUAUGGGUGCUGGUGAGGGGGGAGGAGCAGUCGAACGCUGGGCUAUCUUUGGACCACGUCCGGUUGUUCAGAAAUCCACUACCGACCCAGGUGGUUUUGCUCUCCAGUCAUACCGCGGGGCCCAGAAGCCUACCCCCAUGGAGGUGAUGAAGGCUCAGGCCACUCGGCUGGCUCAUGACCCUGCUGUUAACCAACAGGCCCCUCCCAAGAUGGAGAUCCCCACCAUGGAGAGCAGUAGACCGUCAGCACGGCCGCACAAACUCAAACCUCGAGACAUAAAUAUCCUCACACCCUCAGGUUUCUGAGAUGUACCAUGUUGUCACUUCUCCUUCAUUUUGUAGCUACUAGUCUAGUCUACCAUCUAGUCCAAGGCUCUCCAACUCUGUUCCUGGAGAGCUACCCUCCUGUAGGUUUUUACUCCAACCCUGUUCCUGGAGAGCUACCCUCCUGUAGGUUUUUACUCCAACCCUGUUCCUGGAGAUCUACUCUCCUGUAGGUUUUCACUCCAACCCUGUUCCUGGAGAGCUACCCUUCUGUAGGUUUUUACUCCAACCCUGUUCCUGGAGAGCUACCCUCCUGUAGGUUUUUACUCCAACCCUGUUCCUGGAGAUCUACUCUCCUGUAGGUUUUCACUCCAACCCUGUUCCUGGAGAGCUACCCUUCUGUAGGUUUUUACUCCAACCCUGUUCCUGGAGAGCUACCCUCCUGUAGGUUUUUACUCCAACCCUGUUCCUGGAGAGCUACUCUCCUGUAGGUUUUCACUCCAACCCCAGUUGUUACUAACCUGAUUCAGCUUAACAUCCAGCUCAUUAUUGGAAUCAGGACAGUAGUGCUCCAGGAACAGGGUUGGAGAGCCCUGGUCUAGUCUCUCCCCACUUCUAUUAUUUAACACCCUUGUUUUGCCUCAGCCAUUUGCCGUGUAAUAGAACCGUGUAUAUUUACUUUGUAUGUAUGGUCCGACUGUGAAGAUGUUCUGAUGCAUGGUGUUGCAAAGUGUAACUCUCUCACUGUUUUGACAAAGACUGUAAGUCACACUGUGUUCAUGGUUUGGUCAUUCAGUUGGCUUGUGAAUCUCAUUCAGAAGUACACUAUCACUAGCUUUUCAUUGUCUGCAGAUUUCUGUUAGAUGUAAUGAUUCACAUUUGUCAUGUCUCCAUGUUUUUUUUUUCUUCGUGUAUCCGCAUUCCUGCUGUCAAGUCGACCGUUUUGAAGUUGAAACACUGUCAGUAAAACCCUGCAACAGAAUGUUAAUGACAUGUUGCAUAUUAAUCAGAGAA